Molecule: messenger RNA, 1914 nt
Organism: Mytilus trossulus (common blue mussel)
Lineage: Eukaryota; Metazoa; Mollusca; Bivalvia; Mytilida; Mytilidae
Product: F-box only protein 15-like
Exons: 16
Coding region: 139-1587 (482 amino acids)
Cellular component (GO): SCF ubiquitin ligase complex
Molecular function (GO): protein binding
Source: RefSeq, a predicted model, not a curated record
UUUACUUUUCCCACUUAUCAACAUGUAAACAACUUCCAACUCUUACUUUCGGUACCACGCACAGCACUUUCGAUUUAAUUGAAAAAUAAGGUUAACUACAACGUGAGGAAUGGAUUUUGAUCAGUAAUUUGUAAAGUAAUGGAUGUCAAAAAUCACAGAAAGCAGCUUGCAGAAUAUCUAACCAACAAACAAAAGCAAACCACAGUUAGAUCACAGGAAACAGCAGUUCCCCUUAGAGUCAGAACUACCAGAGUACCAGCCAGCAGAAAGACUGCAGUUAAAACCUAUGCAAGGAGACUAAAAACAGCAACAAUAUAUGAUUUACCAAAUGAAAUCAUACUAAAGAUAUUUGGAUAUCUGUCAAUAGGAGAAUUGUUAUCUGUGGCUCAAGUCUGUCAUCUGUGGCACCAGCUUUCAUCUGAUAAUUUAUUAUGGAAGCCAUUGCUACAAGCAUGUGUUCCUUCCCAAGUAGGCGGUCAACAGCUUGGAGACCUGAAGUCAUCCAAUCUGAAAUCGAGUUUUAUGCAGAGGUGCAUAGAGAUGAGAAACAAAAGAAUUCUAAAACUGCAGAAGAAAAAGAAUCCAUAUACAGGUGUUAUUCAUUGCAAAGAUGUUGAAAAUGCCUUCAAGUUUGGUGGAAUAUCAUGGCAGAUAGUUAUGACAGACACUAGUGGGAAUGAACAUUGUUUACAACACCAGGAUAUAAGUUAUCACCUUAUGUCUGUGUCAGUCAGAUGGUUCUCGCUAAAGAUGAUACCAGUUAAUAAUGUAAAGAAACUCUCACUGUAUUCUUGUAACCCUCUAUUUCAUGACAGUAAAACUGGAAAAGUAGUCUCAAACGGGCCAUACCAAAGGUCACUUUUAUACUCAAUGGAACAAAAACUUAGUUUAGUACUAGACAAAUUAAAGCCUGUUGGUACUGAUGAAAAUCUAAAAGUGUUUGCACUUGCAGAUGGUAUUACAAUUGGUGUAUGGAAGGAAGGUGGAGAAAUUGCUUUUAUCGUGAUAGCUGCUGGGCUUCCUGGUUUGGUGAAAAAAUGUAUCAUGGGAACAGCAUCAAAGAUGUAUCAGUCACCAAAAGAAAAAAGUCUUGGCUGUUUAUCUGAGUCUACAUAUGGUUUAUAUGGCUACAGUUGUACUAUACAGCUUAGAACAAUGAAGCAAGAGAUCUGGGACCAACAGUUCACCAAUGUAGAAUGUCCAAACUCAGAUAUUAGAAAUGGUUUUGCACAUUUUCAUCUUAUGAAGGAGACUGAUAGACAGAUACUUCAAAAAGAACUUGAAUUUCCAUGGAAGACAGAUGCUUUCAAAAACAAAAUAAAGGAUGUAUGCUGUCUAGAUGCUUUGUUUAUAGAUAACGAAGGACAGGUUGUAUGGAAUUGUUGUUCUGCUGUAAGUGUGAAGAAGGAGGGAAGUAGAAAAUUCACAUUUGACAUGGAUUUUGACUACUGUAGAGAAAAGUCCAGGUGUAUAGAAUAUUCAGAUCAGAGAGGACAAAUUUUCAUUCAGAUUGACAAGGACGAAGAAAGAACUUAUAUUACACAUAUAGCACUGAGUGUUCUCAUGGAGAAUCUUCCAAAGCAGUGACAUGACAUAGCCAGCAGUGACAUUGUAGAUAUUACACAUAUAGCACUGAGUGUUCUCAUGGAGAAUCUUCUAAAGGUGACACGACAUAGCCAACAGUGACAUUGUAGAUGUCUAGUGUUAACUAUGAGGCUUCUAAAACUUGUAUUCCACAAGAUUGACAAUGAUGAAGUCUAAUUGUACUUGUCUUACAUAUGAUUUUUGCACAAUAUAUUUAUACUUAUAUCCCAUAAACUGUUGACACCGAGAUAUUUCUCACUUUUUUGUGAUAUUUAUAGUAUUUUACAAAUGUUGAAAUUAAAAUGGCAAUAAAUAAACAUGUUGUUUCCA